This is a messenger RNA of Telopea speciosissima, 648 nucleotides long. Its product is annotated as ankyrin repeat-containing protein At5g02620-like. Gene Ontology annotation, cellular component: plasma membrane. The coding region runs from base 1 to 648 and encodes 215 amino acids. The transcript is spliced from 4 exons. NCBI's taxonomy places the organism in Eukaryota, Viridiplantae, Streptophyta, Magnoliopsida, Proteales, Proteaceae. The record is from RefSeq and is a predicted model, not a curated record. Gene Ontology annotation, molecular function: protein phosphatase regulator activity; protein phosphatase 1 binding.
AUGGAUGCAGCAGAGUUUCUGUUUAUCUGGGUUUUCCAUGAAGUAGAGAUUCUGGUAUAUAGAGGUCAAAUAUUAACAGAAGAUAGUAAUUCUUCUGCAAUUGGGUCAAUGGAGAUGCCACACAGGAAGAAAAUGACAAAACAAUUGACUGGGAAACGAGAAACAGCCCUUUAUGUGGCUGCUGAAUAUGGUUAUGCUGAAGUGGUGGAGAUGAUGAUCAAGUACUAUGAUAUUGUAUCUGCAAGCAUCAAGCCAGGAAUGGUUAUGAUGCCUUUCACAUUGCAUCCAAGCAAGGGGACCUGGGUUCUGUUUAAAGCCCUAUCAGAGCUGUCUAUGACUGUUGAUCUAUCAAAUACCACAGCUUUGCAUUCAGCUGCAGCACAAGGCCAUAUUGAGAUGGUAAAUUUCUUCUUGGAGGAAAGUAGUAACCUAGCCACCAUAGCAAAAAGCAAUGGGAAAAUCCCCCUGCAUUCUGCGGCAAGGAAUGGGUAUUUGGAGGUAUUGAAGGCAUUUCUAAGCAAAGAACCGGAGAUUGCUGGAAGGAAUGACAAGGGGCAAACAGCACUCCAUAUGGCAGUGAAAGGACUCAAACUUGAGCUGGUGGAGGAGCUUAUCAAGACAGACCCUUCUUUGAUCAACAUGGUUUAA